Haliotis rubra (blacklip abalone) is the source of this 762-nucleotide messenger RNA. Its product is annotated as G-protein coupled receptor Mth2-like. Gene Ontology annotation, cellular component: membrane. NCBI's taxonomy places the organism in Eukaryota, Metazoa, Mollusca, Gastropoda, Lepetellida, Haliotidae. The transcript has a single exon. Gene Ontology annotation, molecular function: G protein-coupled receptor activity. Gene Ontology annotation, biological process: cell surface receptor signaling pathway; G protein-coupled receptor signaling pathway. The coding region runs from base 1 to 762 and encodes 253 amino acids. The record is from RefSeq and is a predicted model, not a curated record.
AUGUCUUUGUCUGCCACUCUUCUUGUUGCUCAGACUCUUCUGCUCCUCAUUCAUCUGCCCACGGGAUUACUGUGUCAGGCACUUGCCAUCACUCUGCACUUCUCCUGGCUUUGCUCCUUUAUGUGGAUGACAGUCUUGUCGAUAACACUGGCUCGUACAUUCACCAGCAAAGGCCUUAACUCCUUGAACCAGGAUACGGCAAGGACUCAUGGCUUCCUCAGCCUCUGUGCCAGUGGAAUCCCUUUGAUUAUUGUCACUACAUCGGCUCUUCUGGAUUUCUUGGAGAUUCCCAAUAUUUACAUUGGAUAUGGGGCACAAGGCAUCUGCUGGAUCGCUAAUCCUCGAGCAUCUCUCCUGGUGUUUGGUGUACCUCUUGCACUGAUGCUUCUUGUUAACAUUAUUGCAUUCAUCAUGACUCUGUGUAAUAUAGAGAAGAGUCUGAAAUUGUCCGAAAACAUCACAUCUUCAAAGAAGGACAAAGCCAAGGUAUUCAUCUAUGGCAAGUUAUUCGUCAUUAUGGGUGUGUCCUGGUGUACCAGUUUUGGUGCAGCAUUUGCGGACGUCAGUAUUCUCUGGUACAUGUUCAUCAUCCUGAACGGUCUUCAGGGUUUCUAUAUCUUUGUAAGCUUCGUCUGUACAGACAGGGUUAAGAGAUUACUCCUGAAGAAAUUCACAGGUACUAGUGCAGAGAUUAGGACCACUUCAGCUGUUACCGCUAAUACUGAGGUUAAAUCACAGAAAAGUGACAAAACCAGUAUCUGA